Crotalus tigris (Tiger rattlesnake) is the source of this 5272-nucleotide messenger RNA. RefSeq names its product ciliogenesis associated kinase 1 (gene CILK1). Gene Ontology annotation, molecular function: protein serine/threonine kinase activity; ATP binding. NCBI's taxonomy places the organism in Eukaryota, Metazoa, Chordata, Lepidosauria, Squamata, Viperidae. Gene Ontology annotation, biological process: intraciliary transport; protein phosphorylation; cilium assembly. The record is from RefSeq and is a predicted model, not a curated record. Gene Ontology annotation, cellular component: cytoplasm; cilium; nucleus. Bases 488 to 2365 code for a protein of 625 amino acids. The transcript is spliced from 15 exons.
AGGCAACUUUGGCUCUUUGAUGACUUGUGGACUUCAACUCCCAGAAUUCCUGAAUCAGCAUAGCUGGUUCUGGAAUUCUGGCUGUUGAAGUCCACAAGUCAUCAAAGAACCAAGGUUACCUACCCAUGAAUUAGGGAAUGGUUUUUGCCCUGCAGUUGCGGAUAUGGAAAGGCAGCCCCCGUUACAAACGUCUGGUAUUUUGUCUCCUUAAUUCCCAGUAGGCUGUGAAGUGCUGCCUCUUCCUCAAGGCAAUGGCCUACGAUGAGAUUGGAGCACAACAAAUGUAUGAGAGUGUUGCAUUUGGGAUGCCAUGAGACCAAAAGACAAUCCCUGAAAAUAUGAACUUGGCAAUGUUCACCAAAUCCUGGAUACUGUGGGGUUGUGCUGCCAUUAGAAAAACUGGCUUCACUCUGAGGGGAAAUGCUUCGUCCACAACAAAGAGCAUGCCAAGGACUGAAAUGAGAUUGCCUUCUGGAGGAUCCCUAUCAUGAAUCGAUACACAACUAUCAAACAGCUGGGAGAUGGAACAUACGGCUCUGUCCUCUUAGGAAGAAGUAUUGAAUCAGGAGAGCUGAUUGCCAUUAAGAGGAUGAAGAGGAAAUUUUAUUCCUGGGAGGAAUGCAUGAAUCUUCGUGAAGUCAAGUCCUUGAAAAAACUCAACCAUGCCAACGUAGUGAAACUAAAAGAAGUUAUCAGAGAAAAUGAUAAUCUGUAUUUUGUAUUUGAGUAUAUGAAAGAAAACCUUUAUCAAUUAAUGAAAGAAAGGAACAAACUGUUUCCAGAAUCCACUGUCAGGAAUAUUAUGUAUCAGAUUCUUCAAGGCCUUGCAUUCAUACAUAAACACGGUUUUUUUCAUAGGGACUUAAAACCAGAGAAUCUCCUUUGCAUGGGACCAGAACUUGUGAAAAUAGCUGAUUUUGGGCUUGCGCGUGAAAUUAGAUCCAGACCUCCGUACACAGAUUACGUUUCGACACGGUGGUACAGAGCUCCCGAAGUGCUCUUGAGGUCCACUAACUACAGUUCUCCCAUUGAUAUCUGGGCUGUUGGUUGCAUCAUGGCAGAAGUUUAUACACUCAGGCCACUGUUUCCCGGGACCAGUGAAAUAGAUACUAUUUUCAAAAUUUGCCAAGUGUUGGGAACACCGAAAAAGAACGACUGGCCUGAAGGCUACCAGCUCGCUGGCACCAUGCAUUUCCGGUGGCCCCAGUGUGUACCAAAUAACCUAAAGACCCUCAUCCCUAAUGCCAGCAGUGAGGCCAUACAGCUCAUGAGAGACAUGCUGCAAUGGGACCCCAAAAAGCGGCCAACUGCCAGUCAGGCACUUCGAUAUCCUUAUUUCCAGGUUGGCCAAGCUCUGGGCCUUUCUCAGUGUAUUGGGGAGCUGGGAAAGCAACAGCGAGACCUUCCCGACAAAGGCCAAAGCCACUUUAAGCCCGUUCCACCAGCAGCACCCCCACCUAAAGCCCAGAGUGGCCUCUCAUUGAGACCAUGUCUGCAAAGCCAUUCCUCCCAGUCCCUGACCUACCCACACAAAGCAGACUCCUCAGCCAGGGCCCACCUAAAGGAAAUCAAGCCAAGCCAGGUGGUCUUGCCAGAAAUACACACCAAACUUUCUCUACAGAGAACUUCCAUUGCAACAGAAGACGCCAACGGAGAUCUCAAACCAAAGAACCAACAUAAAUGGGGCCACAUUAUUGGAACAAUAAAAAGUUCCGAGGAGUUGGAUACUUUGGAAGAGAGUGAUAGGAAGUCUUCCCUCAGCAGAACUGAUUUUAAAAACAAAGGGCAGAGUGAUGAUGUUCUUUGUAGAUUUGAAAGUAUUUUGGAUCUGAAACCUGCAGCCUGCAUAGGGACGGGAAACAGCGCACCUUCCUAUCUUCAACAGGACAUGCCAACGUGCCAAGUUUCUGCAGCCAAACAACAUUAUUUGAAACAUUCUAGGUAUUUACCUGGAAUAAGCCCAAGAAAUAAUUUGGUCUCUAGUUCAAGGAAAGAUUCUGUCCUACCAAAUCCAUGGCCAAGCUCUAGUUUGCCUAGAAAGACGUCGGCAACAGCAGGUGGGAUCACCAGGCUGAACACCAAUUGCACAGGGUCAAGUGGCCUACUGGGUGCUUAUGUCCCUUCCUUUCUGAAAAAAGAAGUUGGCUCAGCUGGUCAGAGAGUGCAGUUGGCACCAAUUCUUGAUCCGUCUCCUGCAGACUCCUCUUCUCAAUACAAUUCCCUGAAGACCAUCAGACCUCAUAUUGGGAGGCCAUCAUUUAACAUGUCUAUGAAAAGCACACCAGGGUUGCUGCCAGCCCCACCUCCUGUUCAACCAGUGCAUGGAAGGAUUGACUGGUCUUCAAAAUAUGUUGCUCACCGCUGAAUUAUGGGAUUGGAGCAUGCCUUCCGUGACACUGUCUCCUGUGACGUUCCUCCUGUCUGUAUUUUCUACGACCGAGACAUUUCAGGACCUUUUAAGAGAGUUUACUUUUUAGUUGUAUGUAUUUGAAUGCAAACUUGUGUAACUUUUGUAUUGUUCUUAUUUUAUGAUUGAGGCAUUUAUUUUCAUAGGACCAAUGCACAUUUGUAUAUCAGCCUAGAAUUGUGGAAUUGUUGUUGUUGUUGUUGUUCUGGGGGGCUUUUUUAAAUGAUAACUUUUGAAAUUCAAUUUUUCAGAAAGGAAAGGGUUUUUUCUUUCCUUUUUUUUGACCACAUUUUAUAUAAAUGAAUUAAUGUAGCAAUAAGGCAGUAUUUAAUACAAUUGAGAUACAGUUUAUACUGUAAUGACAUUUACUAAAUAUUCUAUAAGUUAAGUUUCUGAAUAUGCUAUGCUGGGCAAAUAAUCCACGGAGUAUCUACAUUCUUCUAUAACUCCAUAACUGAAUAGCCACAACGAUGGUACUAAGCUUCACUGUUCUGUAGUAAAAUAUGAGUUGGGCAUUUUGUUUUAACAUGACUGGGAAUUCUUAGAGCCUGUGUAUAAAAUCAGCAGAGCAGAAUCUUGACAACCAUUGUAUAAUGUUAGAAUAUAGGUGGUAAAAUUUGGCAGGGAAAGAGGCAUUUUCUUUCAUUACAUUUUGAACAGUAUUUGAUCAGAGUAUCAUAUCCCUAUGGAAUUCUAAAGUUACUGGCUGGCAUAAUUCACGAUAAGUAUUACAACAUGGUUCUGCUCAUUGAUAAUGGCAGUGAAAUAUUAGCGUAAUCGUGUACUAGGAUGGCCACAUUCUGACCCCAUGCCAUUUCAUAUUUAACAUUAGCCUCGUUUCACAGUGAAAACUAAAUUUAUUAUAGGGGAUCCUGCUUCAGUUGUAAACAAUACGUUUUGUAGGGGAGUAAGUCUUGGAAACUAUUUAAAGCAAUAUUAAAUAUGACAAAGCUGGGUUUAUAGAGUAAUAUAAUGAAGUGUAAAGUAUUAAAAUAAGCACCAGCAGCAGCAUCAGAGUUGAAGAUUUUUAUAUAUUCAUAGCCUGCAUUUUAUUUUUUAAUUCCUUAGCUUUUCUUUGCCCAAAUACAAUUUUGUUGCUUCAGUAUAAAGUUGUUAGAAAAAUUCCCUGUCAUGUAAUUAAAGGGUUGCUUUCGGGAGUAGGUUAACCUUGCUUAUUUUUAGAGUAUUUAGAAGUAAAUUUCAUCCCUUCUAAAAAUCAACGUAAUUUUUUUUUUUUUUUUGGUAGACCAGAAAUGGAAAUCUUGGAGCUUUAGGAUAGAAAACACUAAUAGAAGUUAUAGUGCAUUAUUUUAAAGAAAAAAAAGUCCAGGUGUUGAGGUUCAGUGGCUUGUCUCUUCUUAUGCUGCAAAAAAACCAGAAGAAUUAAAUUCUAUGCAUGUCAAUUCACAGAGAAGGCUGGAGGCUGCAUUUUCUCAGGGAGAAAUAAUAACCCCAGGUAAGCAUUCCAGUUAAUUUUGGAAGUAGCGUCCAUAUCUCUUCCGUAGUUCUGUUUUCUAGACCCCUCAGUCUGUUGCAUAUUAUUUGCUUCUCUUUUUCAUAAAACAAACUCUGUGGAUAGAAAACCUACAAUUUGUAUAUGUUAAGCUCUCCCUAUUAGGAUGAUAAGUUCAAUAGCUGUUCAGAUAUCCAUCUUUUGUGCUGGAUCGGAAAUCUCCGGAUUAAAUUUGGAAAAAGCACUCCUUUCUUCUGACACCCUGUUGCAAGCCUUCUCCCUCAUUGGUUGCAGCAAAGUUUUCCUACCUGGCACUGCUCAGCUUAUGAGAAGUGACAAUUUAGCAGAAUUAUCAGGGUAAAUAUUAAUUGUUCAACUGCAGUUCAUUAUUGAAGACAACAGUCAAUGUCAAAGACAGCAGAAGUGCCUUGGGAAAUAACUUUGUCAACAAGGCUGGUCCAAUAUUAUCCUGUGAACCAAAGGUUUUUUUUUUCCAGAAACGGAUAUGCUGUAAAUUGAUCAGCAUUUAUGCUGAAGACAAAAAUAUGCAAACUCCUUUAGCCAUCUUCACUGGUAUUGGACUUUAUGCAUGUUCUUGGCUGUAAAAAAUCUGCAGUGUCUAAAAAUAUCUUAUUCUCUAAAAUGAAAUUAUAUACCAGUUACAUUUGGCCAUUAGUUCUUCUUUUGAGAAACAAUGAAUUGUACAAUGGAAUAAGCACAAAAGCAAUCUGUUUCACUAUACAGUAAUCCUCAAUAGUUCUUUCUAUUUGGAAAAAAGUAACCUGGAAAGAAAAAAUCUGAGCCAUUUUGAAAAAUUCUAUCCAACGUGAGAUGAUUUAAGAAGUCUGUAUGCCUAAUUAGUGAUAAAAUUAAAUAUUUAACAGAUAAAAACUGCAAACUCAUUCAUAUACUCAUGCAGCAGAUCAGACCGUGAAAGAUAAAUACUCCCUCUAUCCUAUUUUAAAGUAACACAAAUCUAUUUUUCAUUUAUUUAAACCAUCCUUAAUAUAGUUACUCAUUGCAAUACAUUCCUGGGAAGUUACAUAUGAGUAAACAAAGUUUCUGUCAUCCUAUUGAGCAAUUCAUAGCAUUUGUUAUGAAUAAUUCUGUUAUUACUUCUGCCAAUACAAAUUUAUCAGUGUUGAAUAAGGUUAUAUACUGUCACCACACCACAAAUCUACGAUGGUUUGCAGAUCAUUGCUGCCAUAGAAAGCUUUAGGUUUUUUAAAAAUAAAAGUAUUGUGUCCUGUGGUUGAGAACAGUAGGUAUAGAAAAUAUUAAAAAAAAAAUUGAGUAAGCAGAUAUAUCUGAGAAAUGAACAUUCUCCAUUUUUCCCCCUCUUUUGCGUGGUUGUGCUUGUUUCCUUUUCUAGCUCAGAAAAUCCUUCCCAAAAUAAAAUUAUUUAAACAUUG